Messenger RNA from Fibroporia radiculosa, 1860 nucleotides. RefSeq lists its product as uncharacterized. The coding region runs from base 1 to 1860 and encodes 619 amino acids. The record is from RefSeq and is a predicted model, not a curated record. The transcript is spliced from 2 exons. Lineage: Eukaryota; Fungi; Basidiomycota; Agaricomycetes; Polyporales; Fibroporiaceae.
AUGUUACGCUCUCGGACCCCAAAGCAACCCUCGGGCUGGGCGCGGGACUCCAGAAAUAACUCAGUUGUGGAUGGCUCUGGCCAUGGUGUGUCUCCGUUGAUGAAAACAAGGAAGGAAGAAGUCUCUCGCAAGAAAUUAUUUCGAGUCACUCUUUUACGAAGCCAAGCACUAGUCCGCCUAGUGCUCCUACUAGUAAUCUUGGCUACGAUCUCUGUUCUGUGGCUUCUGUAUCUUGUAUCUGGCUUUAAGUUUGCUGUCCGUUCUGGGUCGUCUGGCUCACACAAGAAUAAUCUUCCUCCUCGCAAACCAAGUAACCAAACUGUUCAGACGAAAAAGAGGGCUAUGCAGAUGGGCACCCCUACGAUACAAAUCCCCAUGGUGACUCGCUCAAUCAUGCAAAAGUUGCAUGACCUUCAUGUGCCCGAUGGGUUCGACGAAGUCAGUCAUACAGGGUAUCGUAGUACCCGCCGAUGGCCGCCUAUAGUGACUGUGUUACCCGAAGUGCAGACUUCCGCGAAAUCUAAAAUUAAACUUCGAGAACCCGUACAAACGACGGAGGAAAUUGACAGCCAGUUCUGUGCUGGAGGGAAUUGUAGGCUCCUCCUGCCCUUACUAGUGACCGAGCGCGAUCCUAAAACGCAAGCGCACCUUGUUCAGCUGUUGACUCUUGCCAAAACCAUGAAUCGUACGCUAGUGCUCCCUAACGUCGGACGUGGACGCGCUGGGGCUUGCUUGCGCUGGGACUACACUACAUACUUUGAUCUGACAAGCACUAUGCGCUUGGGCAUCGAGCGUGUCAUGAUGAUGGACAAUUUUCGCACCUGGAUUGACAUGCGUCCUCUGGAGCCGACAGGACAGAUCGUGUUCAUCGAUGAGAACACCGACACAGACCGGAUGGAAGGCCAGACUACUGAUUCUGCAAAAGAGCCUCUGCGUAUCGAAACAAUUUCCGCUUCCGUAGCUCAAGAAAAACUGAAGGGAAUGAAAUGCUUGGCUACUAAAUUUCACCGAUUGAAACUUGACUCUUCGCUCAGCAUUCGCAUGCAUCCUACUCUUAACAUAAAUCCAUCGCUUGUUUUAGCGGACACUCUGGCGCAUUGGAAUGUGGGAGAUACUCCUGAGUUGACCAAAGAAGGUUCUGUUGGUAUGGAUGAGUCUACGCUUGUCGACAAGGACGGCAACGGAAAGAACUAUUCAGCCGCAAACGUUCUACUGCUUUACUGGAAUCUGCAUCAACAAGGCUCCAAAAACCACGUUCACCUCGAUUACUCCACCAAGCUUCGCGCUCUCGCCUCUGAACUCACAGUGUCCCUGACACCGUAUCUUGCAGUGCGUUGGCAUAUGAAGAAAGCUCCCUCUCAUAUGCUCCUGACCUGCGCAGAUGCACUAAUCGAUGCUCUGGAUACAAUUCUUCACGAUGAGAUACUUGCGUACGGCAUUCAGGCCGUGUGGCUGUGGUCAGACUAUCCUGUUGCCUCGAAUACUACGUCCAAGACCUUGGAAGCUGAGACGACUAAGGGUCUUUUGGCUGAGCAUGCAGCAGCCAUCGAAGUCGUUCGAGAUGCUUUUCUGCCUGGGGGAGAGCUGGCUCAAUGGAAAUUAACAGGACUUAUGGAAGCGCUUGGCGGGAGGAGCGCAAUCAAUGAAAGGGUUUUGAUAGAUGACGAUGAAGAGACUGUACUGGAAGACUUGGGUGUGAGAAGCAUCUUGGAGACCAUGGUGGCACAAAGAUCGGCUGUAUUGGUAGCCAGCACCAGAGAGUGCGGCCACAUGAGCGCCGCAACACAGAAAAUUGUGGAGGGCAGAGCCAACGAGCGCCCGGAAGACUUACCUAGAAAUACAGUGAAUCUCUUCGGAUAA